Messenger RNA from Penicillium maclennaniae, 2094 nucleotides. RefSeq lists its product as uncharacterized. The transcript has 4 exons. NCBI's taxonomy places the organism in Eukaryota, Fungi, Ascomycota, Eurotiomycetes, Eurotiales, Aspergillaceae. The record is from RefSeq and is a predicted model, not a curated record. Bases 1 to 2094 code for a protein of 697 amino acids.
AUGUCUUUUAGUAGGCAUGCCUACCGGCAUGCUAUGAAGCCACCUGCUUCAUCUACUUCCGACCAUCUGUGGAUCAGUGACGACCUGCUCGCAACGACCUUCCGACAUUUCGCGAACGGCCAGCGCCGCCAUGGAAGCUGUGUGCCUGGUCCCUUGGAGGCGCGAAGGCGUCUUGCGAAGAGAAGAAAUACCGCUCUAGCCGGUAUUGGGGGAGUCGAAGAUAUCGCGUGCCUGUUUGGUCGUAAUGGGAGGGAGCACAUGAAGUGGACCGAUCAUCCAUGGCAGAGAGCGCAACUCGAAACCCAGGACCUUCGCAGUUACGCAAUUGCCUCGCAUGAGGUUCCCCUACCGUUCUACGAUCACAACCCCGAACCGAUUGACUCGCAUGUCUCUGACAACCCUUGUGUAACCCCAGACGCGGAACCGAAAACCAAGGAUGAGGUUUGGAUGGAAUUCCUCAACAAAAAUGACUGGGGAAUGGAAGAUGCCCGAGACUUUGCACGGUAUCUGAAAAUCGACCUACAACGAGAACCAGAAUACAGCCAGCAAAUAUUCAAAAAGCUCCUCACGCGAUCAACAACAGACUUGACACAGGCUAUCCGAUUUCUCGACGACCCUUUCUUAAAUACUCGAGGAUCCGGAAACUACCUUGCCGCUGUGGAAUUGUUCGCCAAAAAGAAAUCAACCCGAUCCAACCGUACUGCCGUGCUCUAUGCAGUAACUCGUGCACUGGAACUGGGCUUGGUUCCUACGGAAGAAAUAUGCUUGAUCAUCAAAACUCUUCCAAACAUCAUCGUCGAACGUAAUAAGACCCUGGGUUCGUGGGACCAGAAAGCGUUGCUGAAGCACUACCGAGCUAUGUGGACAGCCAUUGGACGGUGUAACAUUCUCGGCUACCACGACCUUGAAAAGGAAGUGACAGAUACCUGGUUACAACAGCUCCUGAGUAUUCGGGGCUUUCGUUUUGCGGAAGAAAUCAUCGUCGCGACUCAUAGCGCCAGCUCGGAUGACUACUGGCCCUCGGCAAUGGUCAUGGCGUGGUUGAAGGCCCUCGAUGCUGACUGUGCGGCCAAGUGUGUUAUUAACGUGACCCAGCUCUUGACUCUCGCCGUGCGGGAAGGCAAGGGCCGAAACCAGCAGCUUGAGCGAUGGCGCGAAUUUUUAACAAGCUUAUCAAGUAUCGAGGCUAUUGCAAGCUCGCGGAUUUGGUUGGAUCUGCCUCUUGCCUACGCUGAGAUACCCCGCAAGACCACGUCACCUCCGAUAUUGACGGAUCGACCCAUUUACUUAUUGUUUGGCCUCUUUGAGACGACAGUACGGAACACAGAAGGAUCCUUCCUCGCAGACCUCAUGCGCGGGGUCCAGAGCCUCGGCAUUCCACACAACAAUCUUCUCCAGCUAGCAGUCGAUCUCAAGCUGAGAAAGUUGACUACAAAAUUCACCCGCAGAACCCUCGAGCGACUAGAGACCUCCCAGACUACCCUGGCAGAAGUUUGGACAAAACCAGCCGAAUACAAUGGAAUCCGGGCUCUUUUCUAUGGUACAUUCGACCGCAUGCUUCGCCGCGUGGACCUCACUAGCCCAGCCAUGAUGCAAGAGUGCCUCCGCCUCGCCAGAGAGGGAGAUCCAAAGAGCGUUUGGUCAAUUCUUAGACUACUCGACAACCACAUUCCGUUCAAGAUAUGUCUAAACAAAGCCUGGGUCCCCAUCCCACAUCCGGACGACAUGGCCCUCGUGCGUUACCACCCUGGCCCUAGAGACAGCCAAUGCCCAGAUCCUUACAUCGCGGUCGAUUUGAUCCACCAACUUGCCGUCGCACUGUCCUGCUCCACACAGCUGAAUCCCUCUCGAUCAUUCCAUCUGAUCCACUGGCUCUACGACUAUCUGCGCAAACACGGCGGUCCUGUGUAUCCGUCUCUGGUGCGUGCUAUGUACCAUGCUGGCGUUGUGCGUUUCCGACGUCAGGGGCUUCGUGUUUCGGCUACGCGGUAUGAGUAUAUUCUUUGGAUCAUGGAGAAGUUCGAAGGGCGUGCCGUUGUGAAGGAACUGACCGCCGGGCCUCAAAUUGGGCGGUCCUACCAUGGCCAGCCGUGA